Molecule: messenger RNA, 2151 nt
Organism: Dreissena polymorpha
Lineage: Eukaryota; Metazoa; Mollusca; Bivalvia; Myida; Dreissenidae
Product: GATA zinc finger domain-containing protein 14-like
Exons: 2
Coding region: 566-1486 (306 amino acids)
Cellular component (GO): membrane
Source: RefSeq, a predicted model, not a curated record
UAUAACAGCCGCACACGUCGAUAAGGGCCGAUACCACAAAUGCAACAUUGAAACAGUAUCCUUGUUCAACACAAUCGGAUCCCUGUACAAUGGAAACGAACGCAGUAAUACCAGCGCCCGUGUUAAACACUGAAGUGUGUAUUAUACAUGUAUUUAUCUUGAGAAAAUCGAUUGAACUGAUUGGGUUGAUAUCGUCAUAUUCAUGAGUUUUUAACAGCCGUGCAUAUAAAUUAUAUGACCAAGAUAGUACUAUCAGAAAUUACCGAUGGAUAGUAUUUGAAAUCAACAACCUUUCUUAUGAAAAAAGAUGUAGUUGACACUUAUUUCCAACGUAUCGUUCAUAAAAUGGAAGCUUUUGUUCCUCCGGUUUGCAUUGAACAAUUGAAAAAUUUAAUGGUUAUUAAUUGAUAUAUGUUUUCUGUUAUUCCUAAAGUUUUUAAAUAAUACCGUGUAAUGUUCAAGGUUUUGAGCUCGUUUGAACAACUUUAAAUCCGUCAAGCUUUUUAUUGACCAGAUCAAGACAUUGAUCGAAUUGUAAUAAUUGAUAAGUGAUAAGUGUGUAUAUAUGUUCGUCAUGUCUACUAAAUGUGAGUAUGAUAUACUGUAUGGAAUGUGGUUAUUUGAUAAAAAUAAGGGACCACAUACUAUGAUAUCUUUUCUCCUCUGCUGGUUUCACGUGUUAGUAUUUAUACUGCCGUUUCUUGUUCGGAUAAUACAGCAGCCACAACCACAUACAAAUGUAGAACAACAGCAAAACAACAACGAAUUACAUCAGUCACAUAACAGUGUAGAACAGCAGCAAAAUAACAACGAAGUACAUCAGCCACAUAGCAGUGAAGUACAGCAGCAAAACAACAAUAAAGUACAUCAGUCACAUAGCAGUGUAGUACAGCAGCAAAGCAACAACGAAGUACAUCAGCCAAAUAACAGUGUAAUACAGCAGCAAAACAACAAUGAAGUACAUCAGCCACAUAACAUUGUAGUACAGCAGCAAAACAACAACGCUGUACAUCAGCCGCAUAACAGUGUAGUACAGCAGCAAUACAACAAUGAAGUACAUAAGCCACAUAACAAUGUAGCACAACAGCAAAAUAACAAAGAAGAACAUCAGCCACAUAGCAGUGUAGUACAUCAGCAAAGCAACAAAGACGUACAUAAGCCACAUACAAACGUAAUACAUCAGCCACACAUCAAUGUAGCACAGGAGCCAGAUGCCAACGUAUUACAGCAACCACAUACCGAUGUAGCCGCUCAAAAGGAACCACCAGACUACACCUUGGCUUCCAUUGCCGCUUGUCUUUGCUGUUUCUGGCCUACCGGGCUCAUGGCUAUUUACUUCUCAAUGAAGGCCAGGGCAGAGUUGCGGGCGGCUAACUACACAGAGGCACACGCGUUUUCAAACAACGCCAGAACAUUUGUAGUUAUCAGCGCCAUACUUGCAGUGGUUUGGAUAAUUGCAGUAGUUGUGACGUCCACUAUAAAAUGAUUGUGUGCUAUUGUUGCACAAACAAUAAUAUGUUACUGAGUGAACUACAAAAUAUGAGAAACCUUACAGGCGUUUAGAGUAACUUCGCCAUAUGUCAAGUGUCCAUUGUUUAGUUGCGACAUGAGCGUAUCGUCACAACGGAUAUUAACGCUUGCUUUGAAUGGAAUAUAAGUGGGAUGUAAUAAGAUGUAAUAAGAUGAGAGUUGUUUACCGUUCGCCAUUAAUAAGAUGUAGAGAUAUAGUGUCAAUAUAAACUCAUUCGUAUUGUUGUAAAAUGCCGGAGCUCGUGACUGUGACAUUCGAACAUAAGUUGCUAAAGUUGAUCGACAAGUGCGUUAUAAUAAAGCAUUAUAAUUAUAUAUGUCGUAUUCAAAUGCAUUUACUUAUUCUUUAUUUGUCUUUGUUAAGUAAAUACAAUAAGAAAGUCAUGCUGUGUAUUAAAUCCAACGCAUAUAAAUACGGAAUGCUUAAAAAAUGACUUUUUUUAAUGCUAUGAUGAUCAGAUAAGUAACGGAAAAUUAACAUAUCUUUCUAUACAUCCAAUAUUAUAUACAACUUUGUUUUAAUGAUUGUGUUCCUAUAGGUUUCUUACGACCAAUCUAAUUGGUAUCAGCACUCUGUAAAAUUAACAUUUGUUUCAUUUAAUAAAUUUGUUUCCGGGUAUA